This is a messenger RNA of Hevea brasiliensis (rubber tree), 1038 nucleotides long. RefSeq lists its product as uncharacterized. NCBI's taxonomy places the organism in Eukaryota, Viridiplantae, Streptophyta, Magnoliopsida, Malpighiales, Euphorbiaceae. The transcript has 5 exons. Bases 1 to 825 code for a protein of 274 amino acids. The record is from RefSeq and is a predicted model, not a curated record.
AUGCCAUUCAGAGACUCUUGUGAGGAUGCUGUUGGAGCCAACCUUACCUGUGACUUCACUGUUGGAUUCCACUUUUUGAGAACAAUUCUAUAUGAUGCUGCUAUUUUGGUAGAAUAUUCUUUCCUCAGUCCUGAGAGAGCAAUUAACGUACCAUCCAAUCGGGUGACAGAUCUUGCAAUGAAAAGAUUGAUCAUUACACAUGAAGCCAUAGAGCUUUUCAGGAAAAAUGGGGACCAAAAGAGAGCUAUUGCGUAUACUAGUUCAUUCUCCAGUUCCGGGCUAUGUUCCCAAAUUAUCCAGUGUAUCACCAGCCAGGUUGGCAUGGAUGAAGAAACAAGUAGAUUGAAGGGAGCAUCACCUAAAGCUCUUAUAAAGUUGUUACUAAACCUUGAUGGUCAAGGCAUAAGGCUAUUUGAUGAUACAAUCUCCAAAUUUCAUGCCAAAUUAGCUCUUGAUGAUUCCAAAUCUGACUAUGAGCAAUCAACAUUUAAGCCAGAGGGAAAGAAAGCAGAUGCUGAUGUUCUGUUUUACAUUGAUAACAAAGGAGAAGAGGAAGACCAUCAUGAGGAUGAUAAGGAGAUAAAUGAGUCCAUGAGUGCUGCAUUUGUAGCUUCUGCACAGAAAAUGAGAUUGACAGAAAAUGGAGGAAGAAAAAGGAAAGAGGAGAGAAAUUCCAGAAAAAAGAAAAAGAUUAAACUUCUUAAGCAUAACCACUCUGAUACUUCUGAUUCAGAUGAAGAGAGGUCCUCAUCUGUCAGUGAUGAUGGUUCAGGUUCAGAUAGUGAGAGUGAAGUCGAGAAUCCAAUCUCUGAUGAAGACGUUUGAGUGAAGGGGCGGUGGGUUUCCUUGAAGAGAAAAUAUGGCAAUUAUGUUAUAGUUACUUCAAAGUCUAUUUUCAACUUUGCAAUAGCAUUUGCUGAUAUACUUGUCCUUGCAAAGGAUUUGAAGUUGCAUUGUAGCCGUUCAUGAAUAGACAAUGUUGGAGUAUGCAUGAAUGCACCUUUUCUUUACAAAAUAGUUCACUUUCUUUUCCAGAAA